Messenger RNA from Canis lupus familiaris (dog), 3991 nucleotides. RefSeq names its product Rho GTPase activating protein 4 (gene ARHGAP4). NCBI's taxonomy places the organism in Eukaryota, Metazoa, Chordata, Mammalia, Carnivora, Canidae. Gene Ontology annotation, cellular component: cytoplasm. The record is from RefSeq and is a predicted model, not a curated record. Bases 907 to 3723 code for a protein of 938 amino acids. The transcript has 24 exons. Gene Ontology annotation, molecular function: protein binding. Gene Ontology annotation, biological process: negative regulation of cell migration; signal transduction.
GCCCGGCGCGCUCGCGGCCGCGUGGGAGCAGCGGGGCUCGACGGCGCGGCCGCCCGGAAGCCAUGGCCGCGCACGGGAAGCUGCGCCGGGAGCGAGGGCUGCAGGCGGAGUACGAGGCGCAAGUGAAAGGACGUGCUAACUCUUGCAAACGAAAGAAGGUGGCAUCCAAGUGCCCGCAGUUGGGGCCCUAAAGUUUCCCUGAGUCUUCAGAUGUGUGACCCCAUAUGUCAGUGUCAUUCGCUCCGGUUUACCAGUGAAGGAAGCCAAAGCUCAGCGAGAAGGGCCUUGCGCUCGGUCACCCAGCACAGCCCCUUCGAGGGAGAAGGAAAUGACCCUCGAGGUGAAGACACUGCCCCCCAUCCCUGCUUCCCCCAAAUGUCAAGAAGCUGGAGGACUUUGGAAACUCUUCAGUCGGCAGAUAUGGAUCAGUUAAUUCACACUGAAAAACUGGGGAUCCGAGCAAGGCUGUCUUUAAAAAGUUUCUUGCCUGCUCCGGACCGCCAGUGACUUUAGCUCCUGAACCCUUCCUCUCCCCAAAGAAACUUCUUACCAUGCUAAAACAAACAAACAAACAAAAAACCCAGGACCACUGUCUUGACACCCUAAAUUCUGAAAGGUCAGCACAGUCGCGGUUUGGGUGGCCAUCUUCUCUUCUGCUUUAUUUGUCAGCAGAAGUGAGACCGUACGCCUUGCUCACAGGAAGUGUUGGUGGGGCCCAAGACCCAGCCGCGCAACUGAAGCAGAUGUAGAAGGCUUCCAUCCUUCCUUUUCACAGAUGUUCUGCGCGCGUCUAUUCUCUCCCAGGCCCUGGGAAUACAACCCUGAGCAAAAGACCCAGGCCCUGCCCUCGUCCGGCUCGCAGGUCCUGUGACGGAGGGAGACACGUAGCAAACGACCCCUGACGAGAUGCGCUGGCAGCUGAGCGAGCAGCUGCGCUGCCUGGAGCUGCAGGGCGAGCUGCGGCGGGAGCUGCUGCAGGAGCUGGCCGAGUUCAUGCGGCGGCGCGCCGAGGUGGAGCUGGAGUACUCCCGGGGCUUGGACAAGCUGGCCGAGCGCUUCUCCGGCCGGGGCGGCCGCCUCGGGGGCAGCAGCCGCGAGCACCAGAGCUUCCGGAAGGAGCCGUCCCUCCUGUCGCCCUUGCACUGCUGGGCCGUGUUGCUGCAGCAGACGCGGCAGCAGAGCCGGGAGAGCGCGACCCUCAGCGAGGUGCUGGCCGGGCCCCUGGCCCAGCGCCUGAGUCACAUCGCAGAGGAUGUGGGCCGCAUAGUCAAGAGGAGUAAGGAUCUGGAGCAACAGCUGCAGGACGAGCUGCUGGAGGUGGUGUCGGAGCUUCAGACGGCCAAGAAGACGUACCAGGUGUACCACAUGGAGAGCGUGAAUGCUGAGGCCAAGCUCCGGGAAGCCGAGCGGCAGGAGGAGAAGCGGGCGGGCCGCAGUGCCGCCUCUGCGGUCGCUGCCGCCGCCGCUGCCGCCGCCGCCACCGCCACCGCCACCGAGGCGGGGCCCCUGCGCAAGAGCUCCCUCAAGAAGGGAGGACGGCUGGUGGAAAAGCGUCAGGCCAAGUUCUUGGAGCACAAACUCAAGUGCACAAAGGCGCGCAACGAGUACCUGCUCAGCCUGGCCAGUGUCAAUGCUGCUGUCAGCAACUACUACCUGCGUGACGUCUUGGACCUCAUGGACUGCUGCGACACAGGAUUCCACUUAGCCCUGGGGCAGGUGCUCCGGAGCUACACGGCUGCUGAGAGCCGGACCCAAGCCUCCCAGAUGCAGGGCCUGGGCAGCCUGGAAGAGGCCGUGGAGGCCCUGGAUCCUCCAGGGGACAAGGCCAAGGUGUUGGAGGUGCAUGCAGUCGCCUUCUGCCCCCCACUGCGUUUUGACUACCACCCCCACGAAGGAGAUGAGGUGGCCGAGAUCCGGGUGGAGAUGGAGCUGCGGGAUGAGAUUCUGCCCAGAGCCCAGAAUAUCCAGAGCCGCCUGGACCGACAGACCAUCGAGACGGAGGAGGUGAGCAAGACUCUGAAGGCCACACUGCAGGCCCUGCUGGAGGUGGUGGCAUCGGAAGACGGGGACGUGCUCGACUCCCUCCAAGCCAGCCCCUCCACCGAGUCCCUCAAGUCCACCAGCUCGGACCCGGGGGCUCGGCAGGCUGGCCGGAGACGAGGCCAGCAGCAGGAGACCGAGACUUUCUACAUCAUGAAGCUGCAGGAGUACCUGAGCGGACGGAGCAUCCUUGCCAAGCUGCAGGCCAAGCAUGAGAAACUGCAGGAGGCCAUUGAGCGAGGUGACAAGGAGGAGCGGGAGGUGUCUUGGACCCAGUACACACAGAGAAAACUGCAGAAGAGCCGCCACCCCCGCCCCAGCUCCCAGUAUAACCAGAAACUCUUCGGGGGAGACAUGGAGAAGUUUAUCCAGAGCUCAGGCCAGCCCGUGCCCCUGGUGGUGGAGAGCUGCGUCCGCUUCAUCAACCUCAAUGGCCUGCAGCACGAGGGCAUCUUCCGGGUGUCGGGCGCCCAGCCCCGGGUCUCUGAAAUCCGUGAAGCCUUCGAGAGAGGGGAGGACCCACUGGUGGAGGGUUGUACGGCCCACGACCUGGACUCGGUGGCAGGGGUGCUGAAGCUCUACUUCCGGAGCCUGGAUCCCCCGCUCUUCCCACCGGACCUGUUCAAAGAGCUGCUGGCUUCGGCCGAGCUGGAGGCCGUGGCCGAGCGGGUGGAGCACGUUAGCCGCCUCCUGGCCCAGCUGCCCGGACCGGUGCUGGUGGUCCUGCGCUACCUCUUCGCCUUCCUCAACCACCUGGCUCAGUACAGCGAUGAGAACAUGAUGGAUCCCUACAACCUGGCCGUGUGCUUUGGGCCGACCCUGCUGCCCGUGCCCGCCGGCCAGGACCCAGUGGCCUUGCAGGGUCGGGUGAACCAGCUGGUACAGACUCUCAUCGUGCAGCCCGCGCGGGUUUUCCCACCCCCGACCCUGCUGCCCGGCCCCAUCUAUGAGAAGUGCAUGGCACCGCCUUCCACCGGCUGCUUGGGGGACGCCCAGCUGGAGGGCCUGGUUGGGGAGAACGAGCCGGAGCUGGAAGCCGGGACCUCGGCCCAGGAGGAUGACCUGGACGGCGGCGUGGAGGCCGUGGCCUGCUUUUCCUACACGGGCCGCACGGCCCAGGAGCUGAGCUUCCAGCGCGGGGAUGUGCUGCGGCUGUACGAGCGGGCGUCGGGCGACUGGUGGCGGGGCGAGUGCGCGGGCGCCCGGGGGCUCAUUCCCCACAAGUACAUCACGCUGCCCGUGGGUGCAGAGAAGCACUCGGCGGGCCAGGGGCCACAGGUCGCAGCGGAGCUGGUGAGCAGUCCAGAGGUCCUCCUGGCCGUGGAACUUGGCCAUCGGCCAGAGCCAUGCACCCCGCCUGAGGCCCCCCUGGGCAUACCCGGGGGGCCCUUCGGGCACAGACGACACUGCUUGGUCCCCACCUCCCCGGAGCGAUACGUGGAGGUGGACAAGGCUGUGGCACAGACCAUGGAUUCCGUGUUUAAGGAGCUCCUGGGAAAGACCUCCGCCCGCCAGGGCGCGGGGCCCGCGUCCACCGGCUCCCCCGGCCCCGGGCCCUGCAGCCUGAAGCCUCCGGCCUCCGGCCGCCUGGGUAGGAGCAAAGGCUUCUCCCGCGGCUCCGGGGCCCCGGCGUCCCCCUCGGCGUCCCAUCCCCAGGGCCUGGACUCUCCACUUAAGCACUGAGGCGCUGCCGGCCGCUCUGCAGCCGUCCCCCCCCCCCCCGACGUGGCCACCUGUGGCAUCUCCCUGGCCCUGUGUGGCCGGUGCCGGGCUCCUGCUCUUGCCCCUUCGCAGAGGAGGAGACGGCUGCCCCGACGCGCCCCUGCCUGCCCCGACCCUGGCUUUGCUGUGAGGGCUUGGCGGUGGCUGCCGGGCGCUGGGUGCGAGCCCGGUGGCGGCCGGCAGGUGCUGGCUGCCGUUUAUAAAGGCCUGCGUGUUGACCCCCGUGCAA